Messenger RNA from Paramormyrops kingsleyae, 5254 nucleotides. RefSeq names its product solute carrier family 38 member 10 (gene slc38a10). Gene Ontology annotation, cellular component: membrane. Gene Ontology annotation, molecular function: L-amino acid transmembrane transporter activity. Gene Ontology annotation, biological process: amino acid transmembrane transport. The record is from RefSeq and is a predicted model, not a curated record. NCBI's taxonomy places the organism in Eukaryota, Metazoa, Chordata, Actinopteri, Osteoglossiformes, Mormyridae.
UUCGUUUCCUGUCGACGUGUGUCUCCGUUUUCCAUUCUUACUUCCUGGAUACGUACACAGGGAACCGCGAGAGAGACAAACGUAACGUUCCAAAAACUGAUUUUAUAACUCGAAGUUCAGUUUUUGUAGAAUUAAACUAUCGAGAAAAUGUUUAUCAUGUAGCGUGUAAACGCCCGGCACUUGGUGCUUUGUAAUGUCGCUGUCUCGGGAAGUCUUGUUAUUGGUGUUGGACGGGAAAGGAUUCCGCCGAGUUUGACAUGCAGAGGAGCUUCGGGGGCACCCAGCUGUAUCUGUGUCGUGCUUCAUAAAACAAAGAAAAUCACAGCUAUCGGAUCUCCAGCUGAAAACAUAGUUUGAUACAGCACCCCCCCAAAGGGAAAACCCCCCCGAACCGCCGCGGAAAUGACGGGCUCAAACUGGGGUCUGAUCAUGAACGUGGUGAACAGCAUCGUCGGCGUGAGCGUGCUAACCAUGCCGUUCUGCUUCAAGCAGUUGCUUUGCAUCAGCUCUUGGUUGAAGAAAUAAGCGAAGAAAUGGUGUCGGGGCCACGCUUCAGUUCUCACCGGCCGCCUUGUGUGCGCGCCUGUAGUGCGGGAUCGUGCUGGGCACACUGCUGCUCUUCUUCUGCUCCUGGAUGACGCACCAGUCCUGUAUGUUCCUGGUCCAUUCAGCCAGCAGCACCAAGCGCAGGACCUACGCCGGCCUGGCUUUUCAUGCUUAUGGGAAGGCAGGCAAAAUGCUGGUGGAGACCAGCAUGAUCGGCCUGAUGCUGGGUACCUGCAUCGCUUUCUACGUUGUCAUCGCUGACCUCGGCUCCAAUUUCUUUGCCCAGCUGUUAGGGCUUCAGGUGACGGGAAGUUUCCGCGUGCUGCUCCUCGUCGCCGUCUCCCUCUUCAUCGUGCUGCCGCUCAGCUUGCAGAGGAACAUGAUGUCUUCCAUCCAGUCCUUCUCCGCCAUGGCGCUCAUGUUCUAUGCGCUCUUCAUGUUCGUGAUGGUGCUCUCCUCUUUCAAACAUGGUCUCAUCAGCGGGCAGUGGGUGAAGCUGGUCACUUACAUGCACUGGGACGGCGUCUUUCGCUGCAUCCCUAUCUGUGGCAUGGCAUUCGCCUGUCAGUCGCAGGUCCUGCCCACGUACGACAGCCUGGACGAGCCCUCGGUAAAGCGGAUGAGCACCAUCUUCACCUACUCCCUGAAUGUGGUCACCACCUUCUACAUCACAGUCGGCUUCUUUGGGUACGUGAGCUUCACCGACACCAUCGCCGGCAACGUGCUCAUGAACUUCCCCUCCAACCUGGUGACGGAGAUGAUCCGCGUGGGCUUCAUGAUGUCGGUGGCUGUCGGCUUCCCCAUGAUGAUCCUACCCUGCCGGCAGGCCAUCAACACCAUGCUCUUUGAGCAGCAGCAAAAGGAUGGCACUUUCGCUGCUGGGGGGUACAUCCCACCCCUGCGUUUCAAAAUGAUCACCCUCUCCAUUGUGUUUGGCACCAUGCUGGGUGGCAUUCUCAUUCCCAAUGUGGAGACCAUUCUGGGCCUGACCGGAGCCACCAUGGGAAGCCUCAUCUGCUUUAUCUGCCCCGCCCUCAUCUUCAAGAAGAUCCAGAAGAACACCAUCAGUGCCCUGCUGGUGCUCUGGGUCGGCCUGGGCAUCCUCCUCAUCAGCACCUUCACUACGGUCUCUGUAUCGAUGGUGCAGAGUCACAGACUGCCACCCCCUCCAGCCCCCAUGCCUGGGGGCAAUUCCAAGCCUGACCUGGGCCAGGCUGAGCUGCCACAGCUGCAGACAGUCAAGAAUGUGGUUCUGGACAAGCCAAUGGAGAAACAGGAGGAGCAGGUGAACCCCGCACGGCCCGCGGGGGGGGGCGAGCCCCCAGAACCUCCCCAGAUCAAAGUUCCCAUGGAGAUUCCAGAAAGAAAGAAGGGGCAGGAGGUGCAGCUGGACCGGCCGGACGCAGGCAUAGCCAUGCCGGAUGGAGAGGCCCAUCGCCACGAGCCCCCAAUUCCUCACGACAAGGUGAUGGUGGAUGAGAGAAAAGACAAGGACGAGCUGGAGGAGGAGGUCAAGGCAGCAGAUGAAGGGAAGGACUCUGAGCAGGGGGUGGGGCAUCUCCAGGGGGUGGAGCAUGUGCAGGGGGUGGAGCUAGAGAAGAAACUUGCAGAGGUCCCAAAGCCAGACGACAUGGCCAACGCUGCUGUGGAGAAACAGGAGCAUGACACACCACCUUACAAGGACCUGGACAGAGUGCCUGAGGGGAACAGGGUGCAUGCUGGGAAGGAUGGCGCCCAGGACAGGAGAAAAGGAGUAGAGGACAGGGCCCCGGCGGUGUCUUCUGAGAAACGUGACCAUCACCCUCCCCCUGCCGCAGAAGAAGACCCCCGUGUCCCGGUUGUGGAGCCCAAGGACAAGGAGGAAGGGAAGGAGGCUGCUGUGGAGGCGAGUAAACGGCGCGGUACAAAGGGUCAGCUGGACCAUGCAGAGAUCCUGCAGGUGAUCAAGGAGCAGCAACAGAAGCUACUGGACCAGCAGGAGAAGCUGCUAGCCGCCUUCGAGGAGCAGCACAAGGAGAAGCAGCAGCAGGGGGGGGUGGGCGGAGGGGGGGGGCAGCAGCAAAGAGGAGCAGAAGGACAGCCAGACCCAGAGGCAGAGCAGAACCGGAAGGAGAAGCUGCAGCCUGCGGAUGGAGGAGUGAAGGUCAAAGAGAUUGGCCCAGAUACUCAGGAGCAUGUGCAAGAGGUUGUUGCUCAGCCAGCCAAUAAGGUGGUGAAGGAAGGGAUGGCUGGACCUCUGGGGGGCGCCAUGCACCCCGAUCCCCAAGUGUCCAGUUCCAGGCCUGCGAAGCAGGAGGUGAUUGUAGACGGGGCUGUGGAACAGCCACGAAAGGAGAUGGGGGCCAGGGGGGUACCACUGGUACAGAAGCCCCCCCCAGGAGAAGCCCAGGCCGACGCCCAACCUAAGAUCAAACAGGGGGGUGACGUUGGCGGGGCCGGGGUGAAAGCGGGGGCUGUGGACCAUCCGGAGGUGGAGAGGAUUAACAGGGAGCUGGAAAAGCAGGAGAAGAAGGUGGACAAUGAGCCGGAGAAGGAGAGGGGCCAAAAAGAUGUGGGGGGAGAACAGGGGCCGGGGCUGGAGCUCCACGAGGGGGCUGCCCCACAGCAGCCUGUCGUCGAGGCCCCAGGUGGUGCUGCCAAGAAUGCGGGUGGAGUACAGGAAGGGGAGGACCAGCCAAUCAAAAAGGGUGGAAGAGACCUGAAGCAAAGCAUCCAAUCACAGGCAGAGGUGGAGAGGAAGGAGAUGCCCAUCGAGCAGGGGGGCCCUGUGAGUAAGGAGGCCCAGGAGGGUGAUAAUCAUCACCUGGAGGAGCUGGACCUGAAGAGGAGGCGACGCGAGGUUGGGCCCGGGGGUGUCCCAGGGCUGGAGCCCCUGCUGGAACUGGGUGGAUCUGAUCUUCACGCUGCCCUGGAGGGACAGCUCCUGGGGGGGGCACUGGUCCACACCCGGCAAAUCAAAGAGGCCACACACACUGAAAAGGAGAGAUAACACCUCCUCCUGCUCCUCCACCUCCUCCUGCUCCUCCACCUCCUCCUGCUCCUCCACCUCCUCCUCCCUCACACAGCUGUUUUUAGUAUUCACAUGUGGCCCUUCAGCAGGAGGACCCUGGGGAGGGGGCCUGUGUGUGGACGCGUGGGUCAGAGGGACUUCGGGUUUCUCCUUCCUCCUGGUGGGUCUCUCCCUUCCUCCUGGUGGGUCUCUCCCUUCCUCCUGGGGGGUCUCUCCCUUCCUCCUGGGGGGUCUCUCCCUUCCUGUCUGGGCCGUGCGUCCUCUGCCCUCUCCCUCCAGGUCGGCUGGGGUGCGGGUGGCAGCUCGCAGGAGAUCAGCGGCUCUACUCCUUGCUCUUUGGAGCCUGACACCUGGUAUCUCCUGUCUGGUCUUCGUCCAGUCCGAGCCCCGAGCACGGACGCCACACGCCACUUCUCCAUAGCUCAGUGACUGAACCCUUCCGUGACUUUGCCUUAAGCUGUGGCACUUAUCUGUAAACCCGCCUGCCCCAGGUGGCUGGUUCGCCACGACCUGAUUCACGUGACGUCACCUGACGCAGUAUGACUGCAUCCUGUAUUUCUGAGCCCUGGGUUACCUCCCUGUCCCCCUCCCCCCCACCUGGAUAUCUCCUAUUUUUCCAAAGACCUUCAAUCACUGAUAUUUUUAUAAUGGAUCUUGCUUUAUAGUCGAUCUGUGUAUUUUACACCCAGGAGCGAUUUAGGACCAAAAGCUUUAUGAAACUCUGUGCAGUUUGCUUUCAAGGAGGGGGGCUGCUUUGAUUUGUUAGGAUUUGUUUUAUUAUGUCAGACAUCAGUCUACUUGAGUUAGGUCAGUUUAAGAACUUAAAUAUUCUCAUUAGUGCUGCAGUGGCUCGUUUAGUCUGACUCUUCCUAUUUAAAUGUUACGCCUCUCGUUUUUCAAAGGAUCACAGUCCUUUUGAGGUCAUCGUUGAAUUUCACAUGCACUCCCCUGCAGAGUAAUCGUUUCCAGUACAAUGUUGAAUAUUCCAGUGUAAAUACAGGACCAGCUGAGUACUUGGAUUCACACCUAAACUGUAGGACAGUUGGGUGCAUCUCCAGAGGGGAUGAGACUGAACAGAAGAUUUGUCGCUGGGGUGGGGGGGGGCGGUGUUCUAUGGAGUUUCCCUUCAAGCCGUAGCAUCCAGCACCUCCAGUAUCCCAGCAUUCCACAUUCUCUUCUUCUGAAUGUUCUUCCACCCUGUGCCUUAAUAUAAAUGUACAUUUAUACACUGUGCUUCAGGGACUUGUGUAAAAUGGGGUGUUUCCCAUGCCUGUUAUUGUUACGGUGUUUGGGGGCUUUCUGCCUUUAAGUGCCUGUGUCAUCAUGUAAACAUUUCUUUUUGUUUGUUGUGUGCAUGUACACAUUAGAACAUGCUAGACAUUCCAAGAGAUCCAGACAGAUUCACUUUCAAUUCAUAAGGUCAUAAUUAACUUUGCCCCCCAAGAACUGCUGUUGAGGGACAAACUGUAAGCAUAUGUAGUGUUUAGUGUGUCUGUGAGCAUCUGUGAUGGUUUGGCUGAAAAUUGGCCUCUCUAUGUUGUUUCAUAGAAAACCAAAUGAUCCGCACAAAGUUACCAAAAAAGGACGUUUGUAAAUGGAGAAAGUCCUGUGAUUAAGUGAUAAACUGUAUUUGAGUCCUACAGCAUUGAAAAACUAAUUUAAAACAAAGAUCUCAAUAAAUAAUGUUCUUUAAAAAUG